AUGUCAAAUACCCAACCUUUCCCUACUCGUUUCAAAGAAGACACUCAAGAAGUCUCGUCUUCCUCUUCCGACGAGUCUCGCGAAGAGUAUCAACUAAAAAUCAAAGGCAAAUAUUCAGCUGAACGUUUAAUGAUGAUGCUUGACAAAGAAAAGCUUGAAGCACUGGAAGAAGAAUUCAACGACCACCCAGAUGGGAUCGAGCUUCACAGCUUUGUGUGAUUAAUGAAAUGUGCAAUGGCCGUGAGUCCUGAGGAAAAAGCCGAAUUGGUGCUCGGGCUUUAUUAUUUAUUUCAAGAAAUCGACAUCAAUGGGGAUGAGCACAUGGAGUGAUCAGAAUUCACGCAGUAUAUUAUUGAUGCUGUUAUGGGACAGCAAAGCAAAGAAAGAUCUGAAGACAAAGAAUUGACUCCUGCAGAAAUUAUGGAGCUUGCACAUUCUCAUAAAUCGAGGAGAUAUCAGCUGAGCAAACUUGUUGAUAGGAGCUUGCAUACAGGAAUUAUUCGACAAAUUUCUUAUUACCCAUCAUUGGAUUUAAUCCCAGUCGUUGAAAUGGGAUCUCCAAGUGUCAGACUUUACACUGUAAACUGUGAAGUAAAAUUUGCUAUCACUCCGCCUUAUUCCAGAAAUGCAUUCGUCCUGGCAGCUGCUUAUUCCGAAAAAGAGUACUUGCUAGUGAUUAUUGGCAGCGAUAACUGCUUGCAUGUCUAUGAAAAAGAUGGCAGCGGAUUCAGGUUUUUUAAGAGUUUUCAAACAGAAUGCACCCAUCUAGCUCUGUGGUAUUUUGAAGAGCACAAAGCUUGGGUUUCAGCUUGUGAUGACUUUACUCUUAGGCAGUGAAAUGUAAGGAACGGCCAAGAAAUAGGAAUAUUUAAAGGUCAUACCAAUACGAUCAUGGAUGCUAUAGAAAUUCUCAACCCUCUAUGCAUAGCUUCAGCCUCUAUGGAUGGAUGCAUUUUACUAUGAGAUGUAACAGAACAAAAAAAUAUAGGAGUUCUCACUGGAAAGCACGCUCUGGGGGUCAGAAAUAUUGAUUACAGCCCGGAUUAUGGAGGAAAUAUAGUAAGUGUUGGAUAUGAAAGAGAUAUCCAUGUAUGAAGCCCUGAAGUUUCUAUAUCAAAAUGCUACACAGGAAAGCUAGAAGGGCACAACUGCCCUGUUGUUUCUUGCAAGUUUUUUAGAGGAAGGCCAGUUUGUGUUAGCGUUGAUGAGAAAGGGAAUGUGAGACUAUGAGAUGUAAGAGAGUUUCUGUGCUUACAAAUUAUUAGCCAUGAUAGAGGAAAAAUAGAAGUAGCUAAGCUACUAACUGUAACAAAGCAUGACAAAUUUGUAGUAGCAGGAAGGAGAUUAAUAUGGUAUGAACUGCAUAAAGAAUCGGCCAUAAAAACCAAUAGUAAAGAUGUCUCUCCAGUUUAUGCAGAUUUUAACUCCUAUUAUUUACAGUUCGUAGUCGUCACAAAAUAUGACAUAAGGAUUUAUGACUCAAUUACAGGAAAAUUAAAAAAAAUAUAUACAGAAGUUCAAGACCCUAAAACUGAAUCGGAACUCACAGCAUUUUCUCUAGACCACAGACACAGGAUUUUCAUCGUAGGAGACAACUCAGGCUCAGUUAGAGCUUACAACUUCUCUAAUGGUGCUUUAAUGAAAGUUAUCCAAGGAGAUACAGAAGAGCACAAAAAUCUGAACACCUCACUCUCCCCAUUUAAAUUGGAACAAAAUCCAAUUUAAAUUUUUUUUUUAAAAAACAUCAUAUUAAAUUUUAAGAAUAAAAAAAAUAUUAUGCGUAGGCGUAAUUUUGGGAGAGUCUACAUUUUUCUCACAUGUGGGGGUUUCAACAAUUAAGUGGUUCCACAUGUGGGAAAUGCUCUAUGUGUGAGACACUCGCAAAAUUAUGCUAACGCAUAAUAUAUACUGAACCCAAUUUUUUGAGUUUUAAUUUAUUUUAUGAAGAAUUAAUUCAAAAACUUAAUUGAUUCAGUGUGGGAAAUGUUUAAAUAAUACUCUACUUGAGCUUUUUCCGUUAAAUUAAUUCAAAACUAAUUUUAUAAAAAAGUUAGUAUUUUUAUUUAUAAAAAUUUCGUAUUGAAAAAAAAAAUUGUUCCGAUUUAAAGUGGAUUAAAUUCCCUUAAAAAUUGAAAUUUUAAUGUCUUGCUCAAAUUUAAAGGGUUAGAGUCAGAAACUGAAGAAAAUCCUCAGCCUGCAAGUAAAAUUUCUUCCCCAAAAUCAAAAUCUAAAGCAAAAAAAGUCCCUGAAAAAACAGAAAGUGAACAAAGUGGGGAAGGCCACAAGCUAUUUUCAGGAGACGACUGAAAUUCAGAGAUCUCAAGCCUCUGCUUCUGCAUGGAAGAUAAAAUUCUAAUAGCAUCAAGCUGGGAUUCAACAAUACGUGUUUAUGAUAUGCAAAGCCUAGAAGAAUCUUCUUUAUUAAGAGUUAUGACAGGGGGCCAUCAAGGAUCAGAUAUAACUUGUCUGACUUAUUCUUCCCAUCUUUCUCUGCUUGCUUCUGGGUCUAGCAAUGGGAUUGUAGCUGUGUGGGAUUUUGAGAUGGGAAAGCUCGAAGCUGCCUGCAUCGGGCACACCAAAGAGAUCACUGCAAUUGCAUUUAUUGAGCCAUACCCUAUUAUGGUGACUGCUUCUUGCGACAAUACAAUCAGAUUUUGGGCAGUUAGACCUCAUGCUGGGAAAAUGCGCUAUCAGUGCUUUAUGAAAGUGAUAAACCGCUCCUGAGGCAACUGCCGUGAUACAAAAACACCUACAAGUGUGUUUGUUAGUGUCCAAGAAAGAGCUCAAGGCAUGCAGAGAUAUAAAAGAAAAAAACACUUUAAAGUUCCUAAAAAAGGGCAGCCUGAAGAAAGACUUAAAACUCCUGGAAAUCCGAGUUCCUUACCACCAGUCCCAGCACCAAAGACAAAAGAAAUAGAAAGAACGAGCAUAAGUGGGAAUCGACUGCCUUCAUCUCACAUAGGAUCUCCAAGAGACAGCUCUCAUUCAUCAUCAGAUCAAGAUGUUGAUAGUGACACCGAAUGGGUUGAGGAAAAGAAUGCAGAAAUGAUUGAGGAUCCUAGCAACGAAGAAGUUAAAAAAAGAUGCUAUUUAUAUAUGGGAGAUAAUAAAGGCUAUAUAAAGAUUUGGUCACUAGAUUCGGUUAUUGCAAGAUAUAGAAUUAUUCCUUUGGAAAGAUCAGAAAGAGACAAGCCGAGCUAUAACCCUCGAAGAAAAGACGAAAAAAACGCAGAAUCAGAUGUGAAAUUUUGGAUCAAAGAAGCAGAAACUAUGCAACCGCCUGAAUUAGUCAACCCAGAAGUUGACCUAUUAGCAAGGGAAUGGAAAGCUCACAACGAAUCUGUUACCUGUCUAAAAUUAAUAAUUGAUCCAAAAGGGCUGCUUUCUUGUUCAGGGGACAAAACUGUAAAAAUAUGAAACAGAGAAGGCGAGCCGUGGGGAUUAAUCAAUCUUAAUUCCCCAGAACUGCCUAAAAAAUGGUAUUUUCCUUUUGACUGGGAAGCCAAGCGUCAAGCUGAUAUCCAGAAAGUCAUAGAAGUCUUAUCAUUAAUUGAUGAAAAAGUUGAUAUAGAUCCUAAAACAUUACCUGUUGGGCCUACACCCGUCCAAACCACUAGAAAAACUCGCAGAGUUAAAGGAAAAAAGCCAAAAGCAAGACCUCAAGCAGGAAAUAAAAAACUCCAAGCAAGUGUAAGCCAAGGAAACUUCUUCAGUGAUGAGUACCAAGAUGAAGAUUUAGAAGAAAUUAAUGAAAGACCUCAACUCACACAGAAGAAAUACGCUGGGUCUACAGCGAAUUUGAAAAAACUUUUAGACGAAGAAGAUGAAAAGAGAUUUAAAGAAAUCACUGAUCCGAAGCCGCUAGCUAGUAAAAAAUUGCCAAAUAUGAAAAGGCCUAAGGAUAUAAAUUUCGAAGAUAUUAAUAGAAAAUUGACUUUGGACUCAAAAGUCCCGAAAAAUGAAAAAGCUCUUAUGUCUUCCAUGAAAAGAAGCAGCAAAAAUAAAGUAAGCAAAGAAGAGGAAGAAACAAAACAAUCCAGGAAGCUUUCAGCUACUCAAUCCAAUACAAACUUAGCAGCAAUUUCCAAACUAGGAGCCACAAAAUCAUCCUUAAAAACAGAGGUGCCGCUCUCUAUGGACAAAGCAAUAAAUGCAAUGAACCAGCUAAAAAAACGGCGACCAAUUUUAGGCUACAAUAAUGGAGGUCUUCCUAUAUCCAAUGUCCAUGAGCGAGUAGGAGGAGAAAUGAAUAGAAUUAGGCUUAAUGCAAUUAAUAAACAAAACGAAAUGAAACAAGAUGUUAGAUACCGACCAGGAGAAUCAAUUAGACUACUUAAUAGAGCAAUAUCAAGCCAAAUUUUAGUCCAAACUUCUGUUCUAUCGCCUUAUACAGAGGAUAUUGAAACUCUUCAAAAGAAAAAUGAAAUUCUGAGGAAGCUGGGAGAGCCUUCCCUAACUCCCCCCUCCUCCGUAUGUGAGCAAAACCAUUAGAAAAAUCCCUAUUUUUUGCCCAAAAAACCACCCUCCGUGAGUGAACAAAAAUAUUUUAAUAGAAAAAAUUUUUUGGAAAAAAAUUUUUAUAUAUAAGUGAUAAUUAAUUAGUAUAAUCCAAUUUUUUUUUUGCGAAUUAGGAUUUUUUUAAAUUUCGAAAAAAAAUAUUUUCUAUAAAAUUUAUAUAUAAAUUUUUUUUUAAAAAAAAAAUUAACCCCCCUCCGUAAGUGAACAAAAAUUUUUUUAUUCACUCACGGAGGGGGGGGAGUAAGCAAAAAAGCUGGGACAAGCUCUAUGGCAGACCUACAGCCGGCAAUUCAGCAAGUAAAGAAAAAUGCUCAACAAUAA
Molecule: messenger RNA, 4839 nt
Organism: Blepharisma stoltei
Lineage: Eukaryota; Ciliophora; Heterotrichea; Heterotrichida; Blepharismidae
Source: the annotation of a GenBank genome assembly